CCUCAUCAUCUCCUGCUCUCUGCAUCCGUUCUCCCAGCAGCAUGGCCUUCAACGGCAAGUAUGAGAUCGAGAGUGAGAAGAAUUAUGAUGAGUUCAUGAAGCGCCUUGGGCUCCCCAGCACCGCGAUUGAAAAAGGCCGCAACUUCAAGAUCGUCACGGAAGUGCAGCAGGACGGGCAGAACUUCACCUGGUCCCAGCACUACCCUGGGGGUCACUCCAUGACCAACAAGUUCACCAUCGGAAAGGAGUGUGACAUGGAGACCAUGGGAGGCAAGAAGUUCAAGGCUACUGUGCAGAUGGAGGGUGAGAAGGUGGUGGUGGACUUCCCCAACUAUCACCAGACCUCAGAGAUUGUGGGUGGCAAGCUGGUGGAGAUUUCCACCAUCGGAGGUGUGACCUAUGAGCGUGUGAGCAAAAGGCUGGCUUGAGCACCAGG
Messenger RNA from Chrysochloris asiatica (Cape golden mole), 436 nucleotides. It is a transcript of the gene FABP6, whose product is annotated as fatty acid binding protein 6, ileal. NCBI's taxonomy places the organism in Eukaryota, Metazoa, Chordata, Mammalia, Afrosoricida, Chrysochloridae. Gene Ontology annotation, biological process: fatty acid transport. The transcript has 4 exons. Bases 42 to 428 code for a protein of 128 amino acids. Gene Ontology annotation, molecular function: fatty acid binding. The record is from RefSeq and is a predicted model, not a curated record. Gene Ontology annotation, cellular component: nucleus; cytosol.